Molecule: messenger RNA, 2111 nt
Organism: Melampsora larici-populina 98AG31
Lineage: Eukaryota; Fungi; Basidiomycota; Pucciniomycetes; Pucciniales; Melampsoraceae
Exons: 8
Coding region: 102-1562 (486 amino acids)
Biological process (GO): prolyl-tRNA aminoacylation
Cellular component (GO): cytoplasm; mitochondrion
Molecular function (GO): proline-tRNA ligase activity; ATP binding
Source: RefSeq, a predicted model, not a curated record
GCUUGAAGUUCGUAUGGACAAGCGGUCAAGCUUAUCAACAUCGAGUUGUUAUAGUUCACUGUAGCUUGGCUCGCUGAAGGGUUCGGUUCAGAUCGAAGGUGAUGAUGAACAAAUUUUUGUCAUCUCACCAAUUCAACACUAAACUCAUUCGAUCUCAUUUCUCAAUAUCAUCAAGUUCCUCAGAGCCCGUCCUUCAAUCUAAUCGCUAUUCACCUACAAUCAAGACACAAGCUCAAUCAGAUACCUCCAUCUCUUCGCCUGGUCAUCAUUUGCUUCUUCGAGCUGGCUUUCUGAGACAAAGUUCGACUGGAAUAUGGAACUUUUUACCAAAUGCUAUCAGGGUGCUCAAGAAAGUCGAAGACAUCGUACGUGAAGAAAUGGAAAGAAUAGGUGCUAGUGAAGUAUCUUUAUCACAUCUUCAAACCUCGUCACUCUGGAAAGCUUCAGGUCGAUGGAACACAGCAGGCAAAGAGCUCUUUCGACUCUCGGAUCGAAAAGAUGCUCAUCUUUUAUUAGCACCGACUCACGAAGAAGAGAUUACUCAACUGGUUAAGCUUGAUGUGAAUUCCAGUAAACAACUUCCAGUGCGCCUCUUUCAUAUAGGACGGAAAUAUCGUGAUGAACUACGACCCCGAGCUGGAUUACUAAGAUCCAGAGAAUUCAUCAUGAAAGAUCUCUAUACAUUCGAUCUCGACCGGACAAAGGCACUCGAGACAUACUCAGCAGUCCAAGGAGCUUAUGAAAAGAUCCUAAAAAGAAUUGGGAUUCCAUUUGUGGUGGCUGAAGCGGAUAGCGGAGCAAUCGGUGGCUCGCAGUCACAUGAAUAUCAAUUUGAGUCACCCUCAGGAGAAGAUACAGUGAUUAAGUGCACGAAAUGUGAUUACAUUGCAAAUGUUGAAUUGGCAAAGAGCGUUCUGGUCCCGCCUUUGUCCGAUGUCAAUGCAUUACGAUGUCGUUCACCUCUGGGAUCCUCAAAAGCUAUUGAAGUUGCACAUACCUUUUACCUUGGUACCAAAUACUCUUCUUCCCUCUCAGCCACCUACAAAAUCUCAGAUCCCAAAACCGGUCUUCAGAAGGAAAAUCCACUCGAGAUGGGUUGCUUUGGGAUUGGGAUCAGUCGAUUGAUGGGUGCAAUUGCUGAAUGUUCGCAUACGGAAACUGGCUUGAGAUGGCCGAUCAAUGUUGCUCCUUUCAAGGUUUGCAUAAUAAUCCCAAUGCAAGAAAACGACGCUGGAUCAUCUGAUCUGAUCAAAUCUGUAGCUCAAAUCAUUGGUCGUGAAGUAGAAUCUAUAAAAACAAAAGUAGGAGAGUUGAAAGGAGAAGUUUUGAUUGAUGAUCGAAUUCAAAGAAUCGGAUGGAAAUUAAUGGAUGCUGAUUUGGUUGGUUAUCCGAUUUUGAUUGUACUUGGAAAUCGUUGGAUUAAAAAUCAAGUGAUUGAGAUUAGAGAUGUAAAGAAUGGAAAAGUAAUAGAGUUGGAGAAUGUUGGGUUAGUUGAUGGGAAAUUGGUGGAUCAGGGGAGGUUGAGUGAUACUAUUGGGUCUCUUAUUAAUGAAUCAAAGUAGCGGUCUUGAUUGUCUUGUUUGUAAUAAUGAAUCAAUCAAGGGAAAUAGACAAGAGCCUUUAGGUCAAAUAAUCAAACUAACUCGUCACCCACUAUCAAAAACCGCGAGCUUGUCCCACAUCUUCAUGAUGUAGUCAUAGAAUUCUUAUCUUCAUCUUGACAAUCAAGUAGAUUUCAACACACUUAUCACGACCUAGUAAGUUGAGCUGAUUCUCAUCUGAAAUCACUUAUUUGAUGAACCAUGGCAAAGGUUUUGGUUUAUCGUUGGUUGAGGAUUCAGGAAGGAAAGAGGAAGUGGUUUGACAAGCAGCCAAUUAUGAGAAGUACGUUUUCCUAGACGGGAGGAUUAGAUGAUACGCUAGCAAGACUCCUCAGCGCACAUUUCAAGGAGCCCUGGUAAAAGUUGUACUGCUGCAUGAAAUGAGAAGCACUUGUAUGCGCUUCUGGUCGACUGCUUUUAGCUUUUAUUAUCAAGAACCAAAAUGCAUUGAACUUCCAUCAUCAACACAUCCAAUUUCACUCAACCUCCCCAUAAACCUCCCCUAGCUCC